UUGAGCUAUUCGAAUGAUGUUUGUGGAAAGGUGAACCUGUUCACUGCUAUCGACCACAAUGCUUUGAACAGUUUGAUAUCCCAUCGCCACGUCUCUGGUAUCAAGAUGGUUGUAAAAGUUUUAUCGCUCGCUGUUACUGUGUUAAUCUCGUAUACGGUAAAUGGAUUGGAAAUUCCUGAGGGAUACAUUUUAGAUGUGAAACAGCAAUGUGGAACAUCUACACGGUCUCAACCAGUAAUCAACAUCUUAUCAGAUUUAGAUAUACGAGCCGUAGCUAAGUGUGCAAUGGGCGAUCAGAAUUUUACACGAAUUGAUGCUGCUAACUAUAAACUUAUUGGUAGUUAUAGUGUUUUAAGGAAAGGGUGUACAUUUACAAACGUUCGUGGUGUAUAUAAACUUGACAUAACUAUUAUGUAUGGAUCAACUGAUGCUGGUUUAGUUUCUAAUGAAGAAGUCUAUACUGUAUCAUGUACAUUUAAUUCUAAGAGCAGUAUUAAGGCACCACAAAAUAAACUUACUGAGGGACUUAUAAGACCUCAAGAGAUGUUGAUAAACGUUGGUACACGCGAAAAGAAAAGCUCUAUAAGUCUUUAUCUACAGGAUGUCAAGAAUAGAAAUGUAAUUGGAGCUGUACCAAUAGACAAAACUUUGAGUUUGUUUGCCCGAACAGAAGGAAAAAUUCUUCUUAACCAGUUAAGACCAGUUUCGUGUUUUGCGAUCGGUGGCAAGACGAAGAAGAGAUACGCCAUUUUAAGAGCAGGUUGUGGUGACGGUCAGAUUAUCCCGAGUAACAAAGGCUUCAUGACUCUUGGUAGAACAACAAGAAGUCCUUAUUUUCAGACAUUUUUUGUGGAAGGAGAUCAACUGUUAUCAUUCGAGUGUACCUUUGUACUUUGUCAAGAGUGCGAUGGUAGUUCUUGCACAACAGGAAAUAAUAUUCGAGGAUAAUCUCCAUGAAGCAAUUUUCUGAAUAAAAAUAUCCACUAUAAA
Messenger RNA from Patella vulgata (common limpet), 990 nucleotides. RefSeq names its product vitelline envelope sperm lysin receptor. The record is from RefSeq and is a predicted model, not a curated record. Lineage: Eukaryota; Metazoa; Mollusca; Gastropoda; Patellidae. The transcript is spliced from 8 exons. The coding region runs from base 106 to 948 and encodes 280 amino acids.